AUGUUUCAUUCUUUUGCUGAGUGGACCUUGUCUCAUUCUUUUGCUGAGUGGGCCAUGUCUCAUUAUUUUGCUGAGUUGACCUUUUGUCAUUCUUUUGCUGAGUGGGCCAUUUCUCAUUCUUUUGCUGAGUGGACCAUGUCUCAUUCUUUUGCUGAGUGGACCAUGUCUCAUUCUUUGCUCAGUGAGUCAUAUCUCACUCUUUUGCUGAGUGGACCUUGUCUCAUUCUUUUGCUGGGUGGAUCUUGUCUCAUUCUUUUGCUGAGUGGAUCUUGUCACAUUCUUUCGCUGAGUGGGCCAUGUCUCAUUCUUUUGCUGAGUGAGCCAUGUUUGAUUCUUUUGUUGAGUGGGCCAUGUCUCAUUCUUUUGCUGAGUGGGCCAUGUUUCAUUCUUUUGCUGAGUGGACCAUGUCUCAUUCUUUGCUCAGUGAAUCAUAUCUCAUUCUUUUGCACCACUUAG
Messenger RNA from Acanthosepion pharaonis, 456 nucleotides. Lineage: Eukaryota; Metazoa; Mollusca; Cephalopoda; Sepiida; Sepiidae. The record is from the annotation of a GenBank genome assembly.